Daldinia caldariorum is the source of this 2715-nucleotide messenger RNA. RefSeq lists its product as uncharacterized. Lineage: Eukaryota; Fungi; Ascomycota; Sordariomycetes; Xylariales; Hypoxylaceae. The coding region runs from base 1 to 2715 and encodes 904 amino acids. The record is from RefSeq and is a predicted model, not a curated record. The transcript has 9 exons.
AUGGAGCUAUUCAACCCAGUAGAUUAUUCCAAGAAUUGGACCAAGGGGGGUUUCCUAAUCGGAAUCGAUAUUGGAACAACAUAUUCAGGAGCUUCGUACGCAUAUCAUAAGCGUGGAAUUCUGAAGGAUCAGGUUACCAUUUCAACUCUUUGUCUAUGGCCUGCCCCCCCUGGCGUUAACCUAGGGGAUAUAAAGAUUCCAUCGACGGUCUCUUAUGACGUUAACGGAAAUAUUACUUGGGGAUUGGGAAAUGAAGGCAAAGAGCACGUUAUCUCAUGGUUCAAGCUCCUCCUAUUAGAUGACAAUGACCUUCCUCCCGAAUUUCGCGAAUCGAAGCAAACCCAAGAGGCAAAACGUCUCAUAGGUGUCUUCGGAAAGAGCCCUGUCCAGGUUGUUGCGGACUUACUAAGAAAUAUCUUCGAACAUAUAGUCGUGUACAUGGGCCGAGAGAAGACCGACAAGUUCGUAAAGGAAAACCCGUUUCACGUCAUUUUGACAGUACCAGCGAUCUGGAAAGGUAGAGCAUUGAUACGAAUGCAAGAAGCCGUAGAAUUAUCUGGAAUUCUCGCAGAUCGUCCCAAUCAGGUUUUAAAAACAACAUAUAUGUUUGCUACAGAGCCGGAGGCAGCUGCACUAGCAACACUCCCUGAGUUGAGGAAAUGGGAUACACUACUUCCCGGAAACACAUUUGUCGUUGCCGACCUUGGAGGAGGAACCAUCGAUUGCGUGAGCUAUGUGAUAAACAGCCAUGAGCCCUUUGAGCUCCGAAAGAUAGUCGAAGGUGGUGGUGCCCUUUGUGGUGCCGUAUUUCUUCAUCAGUCGUUUAAUAUGGCCAUUAAAAAGAAAGUCUUCGACCCAGAGGGCAAGACCUGGGAUGAAUUACACCCGCUUGAACAAGAAAAGAUCAUGGGUAUCUGGGAUCAAUUUAACAGGGGAAUACAUAUCACUGAACCAGACGGAACGCUCAUUAUGAAUGUUUACCCGAAUUCUAGCGGAUAUAACAGCGGAGAUAUUAAACGUCUUUCAGUCCACUUCUCUCGUGACGAGGUUUAUGACAUCUUCCAAGUUGUGAUGCCUACUAUUGAAUCUUUGGUCGAACGCCAAGUCAAGGCCAUUCGAGAGAGGACCUUGAAAUCUCCAAAGGUCAUCUUACUUGUUGGCGGGUUAGCACAAUGUUUAUACAUUGUUGAAUCAUUGCAGAAGUGUUACUUCGAACAAAUUCCCAUAGUUGAGGAAAGGGGUAAUCAACCGCGGGCCGCUGUAUCCAAAGGCGCUGUGAUCUGUGGGAUGGAGCAGCGGGCUUUAAUACGCUCCCAUAUUGCCAGGUUCAGUUACGGAUACUUCUUGAACAAGGUUUUUCAGGAGGGAGUCCAUCAUGUGGAGGACCGAUUCUACGACGCAGCAAGAAACUGCUACAUGGCCCGAGACCAAAUGGAAUGGGUCAUCAGGCGUGGAGAUAACGUCGAGACUCAUGGACGAAAAGUUCGAGAGUACGAAAUGCUUUAUAGUUCUCGCGCUCGGGGAGUCCAUGGCUCCGAGGAGGUUAUAUAUGAGUCAAAAGGUGCUAAUUCCUCGGAUAGAAAAGCCGAGCUAUGGAAUGAAGACGGGUUCCAGGUUGCGGCAGUAAUUAGAGUCCAGACGCCGUGCCCCGUCGAGCGGCUACCCAAGUUAAAACGGGGAGGCAAUGUCUGGAAGCCCGGUGAAGGCCGAGGGAUGCUCGAUGAAGGUCCUUUCUUCUCGUCUGGACGUAUAGGAUCAGAGAGUAGGAAGGUAUUCACUGAUGAUCUUGUCCCCGCUGGAUGUUACUACUUCCACGUUCCUCCAUUUACUAACGAUGAACCCUACCCGAUCGUACCUAGUUUCCGUGAUUGGAUUUACCCGAGUGAGACGCCUAAACCGUGGAGAGCUUUAAAAAUUGAACAUACUGCAGCUAUCGCUACCCACCCUAGAACCCCAAGCACUAACACGCCAAAUACCGACAUUCCAAGCGCCAAUACCUCCCAUCCAUAUACUGAUGGCUUUAUUCCUCCUAUUCUUCAGAGUCUAAGUAGCUAUGAUGGUAAUAGACGCCCAUGUCCUGUAACAUACGACCUUACAUCAACAGAGGAAGGUCAUGUUAUGCCGAUUACCAGUCGAAAUUGGGUGGCCAUUAAUGAUAUAGCCAGGUUUAAGCCUAACGAUGGCAUUAGGUUCAAGAGCUUUAUCGACCAUCCGUGCAACACAAUUAUUCUCCGCAAGGACAUUCACACACUCUAUGAAAACAACUAUAUCAUUAUGGUUCCGAAACCCGACUUAGCAUAUGAAGGGAAAUAUUGUCUUGUGGAGUUCUUCUUCGUUCGCUUCGCUUGGGCUAUCUUUACUCACUAUACCAUUAAUAUGUUAGAUAGCGACAACGCUAACAACGAAUAUUCCGUCCAUUAUGUGGUUAUAAAUGAAGAUGGUUCGAGAACAUAUGAACAUAAGAUGAUUUUAAGUAGCGAGAUGGACAAAUUGCUUAAUAUAGCCACUGACGAAAAAGGGCGGAAGCGAUCCAACAGUUAUGUCGCCGGAGCCGGAGUUGAUUCUGCUCCUAAUAAACGGCGCGAGCUUCGUUACUCAUGGCGCACAGGAGAGAUGGAAUGGGAAUCCGACGAUGACGGAUUCGAGCCUAGCGACCACGGUGGAUUGAGCCACAAUUAUUCGGAAAGUGAUUGCCUUUCCGAUGAUUGCGAGUAG